Messenger RNA from Trichoderma aggressivum f. europaeum, 1680 nucleotides. RefSeq lists its product as uncharacterized. Bases 1 to 1680 code for a protein of 559 amino acids. The record is from RefSeq and is a predicted model, not a curated record. The transcript has 2 exons. Lineage: Eukaryota; Fungi; Ascomycota; Sordariomycetes; Hypocreales; Hypocreaceae. Gene Ontology annotation, biological process: microtubule-based movement. Gene Ontology annotation, cellular component: dynactin complex.
AUGUCCUCUGGCCCGGGGCCGACGCUGGCUCAUCGUAGCGUCGCCAGCAUCCGCUCAGCCCCGAUCCUCCAAGAGCCACAUACGCCGCCGCGAACAAUCUCCAAUACUUACGGCUCGCCGGCCACCAUCAGGGCCGAUGACGACUUUCUGAUUAUCCAGAUAGGCUCACGGUUUGUCCGGGCCGGAUUCGCGGGGGACAACCAGCCCAAGGCGGUGCUCACGUGUGGGCCCAAGGACCAGCGACGGGCAGGCGAUUUCAGGGAUUGGCAGCCGGCUGGCGAUGUCGACCUUCAGUCGGGGGAUAAGGAUUAUGAGCUAUGGCGGUAUGACCUGAGAGAGGUCGAUCUUGGGCUUGUUUAUGACAAGCUGGACCGUCUGCUCAGAGAUGCGUUUGGGAGGUGUUUGCUGAUUGACUCUCGGCCAAGGCGAGCAGGCCUCGUUCUUGACUCUGGGGUGCCAAUCCCAAUCUUGUCCACUGUGCUGGACCUCUUUUUCAAGGGCUUUCAAACACCAAUGAUCUCUCUCAUGUCCUCGGCUGUCAUGUCUGUAGUGGCGGCUGGAAUCCGCUCAGGACUGGUCAUAGACAUGGGCUGGGCCGAGACGGUAGUCACCAGUGUCUAUGAGUACCGGGAGGUCAAAUGCACGCGUACCAUAAGAGGAGGGAGAUAUCUCAACAACCUCCUGUACAGGCUUCUUCACAAAAUCUUGACUGACAAGGAGGAGGAAGACGGAGGCGCCCGAGUCAUCAGCUUUGCCGAGUGCGAGGAUAUCAUGUGCCGCCUGAUGUGGUGCCGGCCGCCGGCAUCCAAGUCACCUCAGGCACAGAAGCCGGCUCAACGACAGUCACAGCAGUUGGACACGGUGGAGGAGCAGGACGAGUCGGAACCCGAGCCCGAACAUUCUCUGCAAAACAGUGUGGCAAGCAUCCCGCUGAGGUCCAUCGAUCCACCUAGGACGCUUGAAGUGCCAUUUGAUAAGAUUGCUGAUGUGUGCGACGAUACAUUCUUUGAUCUGUCAAUUGCACAUGGCGCAUUUGAUGACGAGGAUUUCCCCGUCCAUCUGCUCAUCUAUCGCCAUCUGCUACAGCUACCAAUGGAUGUGAGGGCCGUCUGCAUGCCUCGCAUAAUCUUCACGGGUGGCUGCUCCAACAUUCUAGGCAUCAAGGGGCGCAUCAUGGAAGAAGUCACAAGCAUGGUGAAGCGAAAAGGGUGGGCCAACGUCUCUGGAAAGCACGUGGAAGAGUCACGAAACAGCCAAUUUUCUGAUCGAAGGGCGAGCAUAGCUAGAUCGGUCAGCUCAACAGCGACUGCGUCUGACCUUGGAGAAGAACAAGAGUCCUCACGGCCAAGCUCGAUAGCUUCACAGUCGGAUAUCGCGGAUCCCAUCGAGGCAAAGGUGGCACGCCAUCGGCCGCAGAUUUCGCAAAUGCAAGGCGAAUUCCGCACUCUUCACUCUCUUGGACCGUGGGCUGGAGCAAGCUUAGUUUCCCAGCUCAAGAUUCCCGCCAUGGCCACGGUGGACCGCGAGUUGUGGCUGCAGCAGGGUGCUUAUGGCGCGUCGCGUCCGAAUGAAAUCGACGUCAAGGCGCAGCAACGGCAGAGCAUGGGCGCAGGAGGCUUUAUUCGCGGCAGCGGAGGCCAUCAUACCAACUGGACGCUAGGAGCCUGGGGCAACGUGUGA